Messenger RNA from Funneliformis caledonium, 537 nucleotides. Lineage: Eukaryota; Fungi; Glomeromycota; Glomeromycetes; Glomerales; Glomeraceae. The record is from the annotation of a GenBank genome assembly.
AUGUCAGUUGAUGUACCAAGAGAUAUUAAGUCUAUACAUGAAUAUGUUAACGAUGAACUGAGAAGAAUGGAGACUGAACACGACUCUUACUUGGUUGAGAACUGGGAUAUAGAAACCCUUAUCGCUUUUUUGAAAGAACAGAACCUCAAACUAGACGAUAAGAAGCACUAUGAUAUUCUCCGUAAACAAGAGGUUACGGGUCUCUCCUUUCUUAAGUUGACUGAAGAGAAGCUUAUAGCCCCGCCUUAUAAUUUUCCUGGUAGACCAGCUUUAUUGCUCGCUGAGGAGAUUAAGGCCCUCAAAGAAAAACCGAAGCGUCCGUUCUUCUCAUAUAAGAGUUUAAGUGAGGAUGAAAAUUACAGAUCUUUGAUUGUUGAUAGCUUGGAGAAUAUGCGUAAUGAAUACGUUUCAACAAUACUUCAUACUUCCCUCCAUAUCGCCAGGGACAUCACGAAAAAAGAAUUUAGUAUGAGACCUGAGUACAAAAUAAUUGGUGAUGAAAGUUCCGGGCGGGUCGAUUACGCAAUUAAGGUAUAA